Molecule: messenger RNA, 1806 nt
Organism: Trichomonas vaginalis G3
Lineage: Eukaryota; Parabasalia; Trichomonadida; Trichomonadidae
Product: choline transmembrane transporter protein
Exons: 1
Coding region: 1-1806 (601 amino acids)
Biological process (GO): transmembrane transport
Cellular component (GO): membrane
Molecular function (GO): transmembrane transporter activity
Source: RefSeq, a predicted model, not a curated record
AUGACAUCUCCGUAUCAAGAAGAUAGUGACUCCAAUCCUAAAGAAGAAAACCAUCCAUCAAGUCCUUACACACAACCACAGAAUCAGCAAAAUUCACAACCACAAGAGUAUCCUCAAAUUCAAGGAUAUGCACCGCCGCCACCUGGAGGUAUGGCUCAGGCACCUCCACCACCACCUCCGCCUGGUUGGGUACCUCCACCACCACCAGGAUGGACACCACCACCAAAUUAUCGUAUGGAAGAUUACAUUCCAAGAGAUUACAAUCCAGAAACAUAUCAUUAUGAGCAGCACUAUCAAGAAUUCCCACAAUACCAGCAACAGCCAUACAACGGCGAAUUCUAUAUUCCGCAACCAGCAAUGGUGACAGCAGAUGGAAGAGAAAUCAAGCCAGAACCAAAUCAAAGUACAUGGUAUGCAGUUACAUACGAAGAAACGCAAUAUACCACAUACUGGAACAGUUAUGAAUCUUUCGAACCUCAGAACUACAGAGAAAACUCAACCCAUGAGAAGAAAUGGAACGAUUUGCCAUACGCUAUUAUAUUCCUUAUAGUCCUCUUGAUCAACAUUAUUUUUGGUAUUGUUGGUAUGGUCAAGGCCGGCAAUUUCCAAAAAGGAUUUGCAUAUAACCGACAAGGACUUGCUUAUGGCGACGAUGAUAGUAAUUCUACAUACACAUAUAGAAGUUUCGAUGACUGGCAGACUGCUAUGAAGAAAAGCGUAUUUUCUGCAAUCGGUUAUGCAUUACUUUUCAAUGUUCUUCACGGUUUAUACGCAAUAUUCUUGCCAGCAGUUUACAUCAAGCUUGCUUUUGUUAUACCAUUCAUAUUGACACUAAUUGUAUGUGUUAUUCUCACAGUUAUUACAAAAAUCUUUUAUUGUAUGAUUCCUGCAGGUGUUACCCUAUUAUUGACUGCCAUUUGCUGCUGCUGUUGCUACAAUGAACUUCCAAUUGCUAUCUCCGUAUUUAAAGUGGCAACAAGGGUUACACUCAAGUAUCCUGGUCUCAUCCUCGCCAAUAUUGUACAAGGAAUUAUUAUAGAUGUUAUUACAAUUUUCGUAGUAUUCGAAAUUAUUGGAAUCUUCUGCAUAGGUUGGAAUUAUGUAGCUUACAUUUGGGUUAUUUUCUCCGCUUAUUGGUUCUAUUAUACAAAUGAAUUCGUAGAAGUUUUAAUUACUGCAGGUGUCGCAGGAACACAUUAUUUCCUUCUUGAUACAGAAUACAUGCCAAAGUCACCAACUCUUGAAUCCACAAAGCGCGCAACAACAACAUCAUUUGGAUCAGCAUGCAAGGGUGGUUUGAUUGUUGCUAUCAUUGAACUUCUUGAAGAUGCAGCUGAAGAUUCUGACAAUGGUUGUAUUAAGUGCAUUGCUCUUUGCAUAUUAUGCUGCUUAAGGUAUAUCAUUGAAAUUAUCACUCAUUACGGUUUGAUCUAUUGUGCUUUAUAUGGUAUUCCAUUCUGGGAUGGCUGCAAGAGAUUCAUUGAAGCUGCUAAUACACAUGCUUUUAGAACUAUUUUCGACGGCGUGAUUAUUAGAUAUUGCAUGUCCUACACAAUUCUUGUGUUCGACAUUCUAUUGUUCAUUGUUGGCUACGCUACAUCUCGAAGGUUCACAAAUGAUAUAUUCUUAAAUAUACUUUGUGGAAUCGAAUGCAUCAUGUUCUUCUCCGUCAUUAUUCAAACCAUUUGUGGUAACUUCUGCACAAUCUGCGAUACACUUUUCGUAUGCUUCGGAGAAUGCCCAUUCAGAAUGAAAGUUAUUGAUAACGAAUUUUAUGAAUUAACUUGGAAAGAGUUAUGGAAGUAA